Molecule: messenger RNA, 2735 nt
Organism: Rhopalosiphum maidis (corn leaf aphid)
Lineage: Eukaryota; Metazoa; Arthropoda; Insecta; Hemiptera; Aphididae
Gene: drongo
Product: arf-GAP domain and FG repeat-containing protein 1
Exons: 10
Coding region: 323-1489 (388 amino acids)
Molecular function (GO): GTPase activator activity
Source: RefSeq, a predicted model, not a curated record
CUGCACGUCCAUAUAGCUUAUGCGAUAGGAAUUGAUUCUAAGUAUGAUACUACGUUCAGACGAGUUAUUUCAAUUAGUGCUGUUUCACAUUUCUAUAAGCACCGUUGAGUUAAAUUUUUUUUUCAAUUUCCUCCUUUUGUAGGUUGUUAGCCAUUUAAAGAAAUUACAUUUGCAAAAUAAAUCUGUUAACGGUCCCUAAGGCACGUACGCCUUUCAGUAAUCAAUCACCACUUAGUCUAUCAUAUUCAUACAGAGUAACAUUAUAUUAUAUAGGUAGGUACACUUCAAGAAUCAGAUUUUUUACUAAAUUGCUGUUACCGAUAUGGCUAAUGGUAUAAAGAAACUCGAUGAAUACAAUUUAAUGGUGCUCCGAGAACAACUAUCAUUGCCUGCUAAUAAAUAUUGUUUUGACUGUCACCAAAGAGGACCGACAUAUGUGAAUGUUACCAUAGGCUCAUUUGUCUGUACAUCAUGUUCUGGACUAUUACGAGGCCUUACUCCACCACAUAGAGUGAAAAGCGUAUCAAUGGCAACAUUUAGCACUGAAGAAAUUGACUUCAUUAAAUCCAGAGGAAACGAGAGCUGUGAACGGGUCUGGUUAGGAAUGUACGACUCAAAACAACCUACAAAUGAUGAAAAACAAAUAAAAGAUUUUAUGGUUGCAAAAUACGAAAAAAAAAUUUAUUAUUCUGAUCAAGUUUCACAAAAACUAACCAAUGGCAUUCAGACAAGACCCUUUGUUACCACUAUUACUACAAAUCUUCAAAAACCUAGUACUACUACUACACCUGCAAUAAAUAUAUCAUCCUCAAACAAGUUUGAAUUUUUUAAAGAAGAACCUUCAAACCAAAAUCAAUCUCCAAUUCAAACAUCUCAAUCUUUUGCAAAUUUUGAAAAUAACCCAGUAUUUUCUACAUCUUUUGAUACUUCUAAAAAUAUUGACUUCAAUUUUAAGUUUGUCCAACCACUUCAAACUGGAUAUUUUGAUUAUUUGACAUCAAAUCCAAUACAAUUUUCACCAGCAAGAAAACCGAACAACAUAAAUAAUCGAUGGAGUGUUGCUAUUGAAAGUACAAGUCCUAGUACUAGUUGGAAAUCAAAUGGUGCAUCAAGUCAAGGACCAACUGAAGACCGUUACGCUGCAUUGAAAGAUCUCGAUUGCUUAAUGAAAUCUCAAGUUCAACAAGAUACUCCUCCCCAAUUAAAUAAUAGUAACAGUUCUGCAUGGAGUUCCGAUGCUUCUUUGAAUGGAACAUGGAGCAGUCAAGUUUCCGAGAAUACACCUCAAAACCCAUUCAAAAAUAGUGUUCAAGAUGAUUGGGCAUCAUCGAAUAAUGUAGUUAAUCCAUUUUCAAAUAACAUAUCAGAUGAUUGGCAGAAUAAUAUCCAAUGGCCAAAUGGUUUAACUUCCAGUCAAUCAAUGGGUUUUAAUGAUGUAACACCUUGGAAUGCUGAUUUCUCAAAUCCAUUUAAAUUUAUAUUUAUAUAGGUUGGAUCAGCGUCUCCAUUAAAUAAACAUUCAAGCAAUCCAUUUUUAUAAGACCAAUUACAUCUCUCAUUAAAGAAAAUGAAAUUAUCUGGUAAAUUGAAAAGGAUCAUCAAUGCAUAGCUAUAACAAUGGAUUUAUUAUAUUUUAAUAACAAUAAAAUGUUAUAAAUCUCAAAUUGGCAAAAAAUAUAAUUAAACAUAUUUAAUAAUAAUUAGAAUGAAAUAUUAGUUUUUAAUUAACUAUUUCAAGUGUAUAAUCUCAUAUAGCUGGCCAUUUAUUACUAUUCCUACAUUCAAAUUUAUGCAACUAUCUAGUCUUGAAAAUAUUUAUAGUUCGCCUCAAGUUUUUACAUGGUUAUUUUUUAACUAAAAAUUAUUUUUAUAAGUUUUAAAUAUUUGUCUAUAUAACUCAAUACAUGAUCAGUGUAUCAAACAAAUGUUGUAGCAUUAUAUUAAUUAAUAUUAUUAAAAUACAGUUAGUCUUGCAACUUAUAACUUAUGAAACCACAAACUUAUUUUUAUGUAUAUUUACUCCAGUCAUAGCAAAUUCAUGAGUUUAUCAAUUUAUUGCAUGUCCAAACUUCCAAGUUUCAUCCAAAUAGCUUAAAGAAUUGUGCUUUAGUUUUUGAUAAAGUUUUUAAUAAGUAACAUCAUAUACUAAAAAGUUAUAUUUCACUGCAGUCCCAAUAUUUCCAAAAAAUUUUGAAUUCUGGUUUUUUCAUUUAAGUGUGUUAAAAUAAUUUUUGAAUUAAACAAAUCACUUAUUGCAGUACUUCAAGUUUAGCAAAAUUGUAUUCUUAGUAUUUACGUACAAAUUUAAUUUUAAUAAUACAUUUUCAAAUCAUUAUCUUGUCAUGCCCCAAAAUGUUAACAUUAAUUAUAACUUUUAUAAUAUAAUCACUUAUAUUUAAUGUUUAAUUGUAAACAUUUCUUCUUCUUUUUAUAAAUUUAAAUCAAGAAAUAUUCAUCAUUAGAAUAAGCUAAAAUAUAUACUUUAUUUGUGAAACAAAAACUAUAAAUAUUGGGAUUGGUAGAAAGUGAAUACUUUAAUGUAUUUUAAGAGAUCCGUCAAUUAAAUUGUAAAAAUAAAUAAUAUAAAAUGAAAAAUUUAUAUUUAUAGAAUCUCAUAACACAUGGUUUUAUGGUACACAAUAAAUGUGUAUCAUAUAAUAUAUAUAAGUUUAAUGUAUAUUAUAAUAUCACAUACAUUUCACAUGUAUUAUAGAUUUUUAGUGUCCGGAGUUCAU